CAUCAAUCGCUUGCGGAAGUGCUCAUGUUGUGCUGCCAGAUGACAGCGAAAGCAUAAGCAGCUGCAGUGACAGAUCAUGCCGCCUAAAGAUCCCCUUCUGGAGACCCUGAAAGUGUGUAUCCUAAACUUGAGCCAGAGCGAGAGCCCAGUGACCGACUCCUGUCCCCAUCUCUCUUCCUGCUGCGAACUGUUGGAGCUCAUUUUUCGGAAAGGACUACAGCAGCCUGUGUUGAGUUUGGUGCAGAGGGACUACUGGCAUGGCCUGGAGACGCUCCUUCAGAAUGACCUUUGUGGCCGACUUGGCUCAGUAUCACUGGCGGUGGAACAAACCAUUAAUUGUAAGAAGCUGCUGACAGCUCAGGGGCGAGGUCGUUAUUUCCUCAGGCUUGCAGUGAAUCGGAGGAUUCUGGGAAAUGUAGUCAAGCACAUGUUACACACACCUAAAAUCCUAGAAUUUUAUAGCACUACUAUAUCUAUUCUGAGAAAUGAGGACAUUCUGGAGCCCUUUAUGUCCCUGCUGCUGGUGAUCUCAGAGAUGGAGUUCAAGCUUAACAUUGAGAACUGCAGUUUCCUGGAUGAGAGCUGGCUUCUCCCAGUGUGUGAGUUGUACGAAGCCGUCCCGUGUCGAGAGCUGGGCAUGGUGUUAAGGUACCUGAACGGUCGUGUGUUUGUGCUGGACCUGCUGCAGGGCAGUCAGGCGGAAGUGGACGGAUUUGUGCAGCUCGGUGACAUCAUUGACGAAAUUAACGGGACUUCACUCAGGAACGCCAGUAACGGACAGGCCGGUGUGAUCCUGUCCAGGCUGAAAGGGCAGCCGCUCUCCCUGCGUCUGCUGAGGUGCCGAGACCCUGAUGGUGCUGUGUUCCGGCCCCUGGUGAAGACGCUGCGACUCCUGCAGCAGGAGAACCCCGCAGUACGCCUGGAUUCCUCCCACCUGAACCGCCGGCACGGAACCAACCCGCGCAAACUGGACCAGUCUCAGUGUCUCAGAGAAGGCAGCAGGAUUGUGUACAUUGUGCAGUUCUUGGGAAAGGCAAACAUUGGAAUGUAUGGAGGCAAGGAAGUGCUACAGUAUGGAAUUCCCUUUGUUCUGGAGAGGAGUGACUCUCGGAAGGAGGUGCUUCUAGACAUGAAGGAAACUCACUUAACGUGUACAGAAAAAAACACCAAGCUUGAAUUGUUCCAGCACCACUACCCUGAAAUAUCAUGUGUUGGGAGAUUCAGCCGUCCAGAUUACAGGAUCUUUGCCUUCUGUGUGGCGGACGUCCCAGACAGCCCCACGGCUACGGGCUUCUGCUGUGUGGUAUUGCAGGCGGCAUCGGCUCAGGAGUGUGAGGACAUCGUCAGCCGCGUAGCUGCCGGAUUCAAGCAUACAGAAUGGUCUGUAUGAGGAAACCCUACCAGCCGAAGACCAACCAUGUGUUAGUGCCAAGCCAAAGGCGGUCCAGUAUCCAUGUAUAUAAUACCCUUCCCAUUUAAGUACACCAUAAGAGUACUGUUUUAUUGAACCCCAUAUAGAUGUGAAUGUCUACCAACCGCUGACAAACAAAUAUGGACAAGUCCACCAGCCACUUCAUAGUAAAUCAUUAUUUUUGCAUAUGAACCCAACAACCAUUGUAUUUUAUCAGCAUUUGGCUGAUGCCAAGUUCACCCUCUGGUUACAGGUAUUACCGGUUUGAAAGAAAUUCCAAACUCCAGCGAUACUAUGAUACACCAUAGCCGUUUUUAACAAGUGCCAAAAACAAGUCGAAGUUUAAAAUAAAAACCACAAAAGCAAAAGCCGUCUGGUUUGACCCAUGUCGUUUAAUAGAAAGUCUACAAUGUGAUAACAUUUUCAUAAAUAGUAUUCAAUGUAGCUGCCAAGUUUUAUAUUGGAAAAAAAAUAAAAAUGACAGAAAGCAAUCAAUAUACAAUUUCUCCAAGACCCAAGUUGGAACACAGAAAAUGAGGUGAAGUUAAACAGACUGCCAGUCAAAGAGUUAUUGCAUGAAGAGAGCCUUUGAACCCCAAUGGCAGGUCAGCAACACCCAUCACAUUCUAACAGAGAACACCAUCUGAGCAACCUGAUCCUUUACCAAAAGGCCUCAUUCAACAAGAUGGAAUGUGUGCUGUGCCUUGCCACUCAGGACGAGGACAUUUAAAAAAACAGCCCGAUUCCCAGACUAAAUCCAGUUCUGAUCUGGUCAAUCCAUGUGGGAACUAGGACAGAACUGGACUAGACCCAGUCCUGAACCCACCACCUGGGAGCAGGUCUGAACCAAUCAGUCACUCACUCUAAAACAUGUCAAGUUGCAGAAUGACACCGUUUGAUCUGGUCUAUAAACACAUAGGAACAAGAAAUAAAAAUGUCCA
Alosa sapidissima (American shad) is the source of this 2352-nucleotide messenger RNA. RefSeq lists its product as uncharacterized. The record is from RefSeq and is a predicted model, not a curated record. The coding region runs from base 77 to 1390 and encodes 437 amino acids. The transcript has 16 exons. Gene Ontology annotation, molecular function: protein binding. NCBI's taxonomy places the organism in Eukaryota, Metazoa, Chordata, Actinopteri, Clupeiformes, Clupeidae.